Messenger RNA from Psylliodes chrysocephalus, 1503 nucleotides. Lineage: Eukaryota; Metazoa; Arthropoda; Insecta; Coleoptera; Chrysomelidae. The record is from the annotation of a GenBank genome assembly.
GCGGUCUUUUCUUUUUUAUCUGAACGUUGUUUGAAGUUGGUCGUUUGGUUAAAGCAUUUUAUUUUUAGUGUGUGUAGAAUUAUUUAAAGCUAAUUAAAAAAAAAUAAAAUCAUAGUAAAAUGGCUAACGGCAAACCACCAUUUAAAGUUGCUGAUAUAAACUUGGCUGACUUUGGACGCAAAGAAAUUACUUUGGCUGAAAAUGAAAUGCCCGGUUUAAUGAGUUUACGCAAAAAGUAUCAAACGAACAAAAUUUUGAAAGGAGCCAAAAUUGUCGGAUGUCUGCAUAUGACCGUACAAACUGCUGUUUUGAUUGAGACUUUAGUGGAUUUGGGAGCAGAGGUUCAAUGGUCAAGCUGCAACAUAUUUAGUACCCAAGAUCAUGCUGCUGCAGCAAUCGCGAGCAGAGGUAUUCCAGUUUAUGCUUGGAAAGGAGAAACUGAUGAAGAAUAUGUUUGGUGUAUUGAGCAGACUCUUCUCUUCUCCGACGGAAAACCUUUUAAUAUGAUAUUAGACGACGGAGGAGAUCUCACUAACCUAGUACACACCAAAUAUCCUCAAUACUUAACAGAAUGCAAAGGAAUAAGUGAAGAAACGACCACAGGGGUUCAUAAUUUGUACAAAAUGUUUAAAGAUGGAACUCUUAAGGUGCCUGCUAUUAAUGUAAAUGAUUCUGUUACAAAGAGCAAAUUCGAUAACUUAUAUGGUUGUAGAGAAUCGCUUAUUGAUGGAAUUAAACGCGCCACCGAUGUCAUGCUUGCCGGUAAAGUAUGUGUAGUAGCCGGUUACGGUGAUGUAGGAAAGGGGUGUGCUCAAUCUUUAAGAGCAUUCGGAGGAAGAGUUUUAAUCACCGAAAUUGAUCCCAUUAUUGCUCUACAAGCUGCAAUGGAAGGUUAUGAAGUUACUACAAUGAACGAAGCCUCUAAAGAAGGUCAAAUCUUCGUAACGACUACUGGAUGUAAAGAUAUCAUCCAAAGUGCACAUUUCCUCAACAUGAGAGAUGACAGCAUUGUUUGUAACAUCGGUCAUUUCGACUGUGAAAUUGAUGUUGCCUGGCUAGAGAAGAACGCUAAAGAAAAAAUAACAAUUAAACCACAAGUCGACCGUUACCUCCUUGCAAACGGCAAUCAUAUUAUAAUUCUAGCAGAAGGUCGUUUGGUGAACUUAGGAUGCGCCACUGGUCAUUCAUCGUUCGUUAUGUCGAAUUCGUUCACAAACCAAGUUUUGGCACAAAUAGAACUUUGGACAAAACCUGGAGCUUACACAAUUGGAGUGCAUAUGUUGCCCAAGCAUUUAGAUGAAGAAGUUGCGAGAUUACAUUUGAAGCAUUUAGGUGUAAAAUUGACAACGUUGACGCCUGAACAAUCUGAAUAUUUGGGUGUUCCUGUAGCAGGGCCUUACAAACCAGAUCACUACAGAUACUAAUUUUUAUACAUUUUAACAUUGUUUUAUAUUAAGGAGAAAACCAAGUAACGAUCUGUAAUAAAUCACAUAUAAAGUUAAA